AUGGGCUCCACUCUCCCCACCACCUACAAGCGCGCAUUCUUCGAGAAACAGGACGCAACCCUGACUCUCGAAGAAGUGCAGUUAAUCGAACCCCAGCGCGGCGAGAUCCUGGUCAAGGUUGAAGCAUGCGGUGUCUGCCACUCGGACCACUUUGCUCAGAUGAAUCUGAUGGGAGGCGGAUUCCCUCGCGUUCCCGGACAUGAAGUGGUCGGACGCGUUGCUGCGGUAGGCGAUGGGGAGACCUACUGGAAGAUUGGGGACCGCACUGGUGCUGGAUGGCACGGGGGCCAUGAUGGGACCUGCGGAGCCUGCAAAAAGGGGCUGUUCCAGAUGUGCGACAACGAGCAGGUCAACGGGAUCACACGCGAUGGAGGAUAUGCCGAAUACGUCCUCAUCCGCAGCGAAGCCGCCGUGCGUAUCCCCGACCACGUCAACGCCGCCAAAUACGCCCCCAUGCUCUGCGCCGGCGUCACGGUCUUCAACUCCAUCCGCCAGAUGAACAUCCCCGUCGGCGAAACGGUGGUCAUCCAGGGCCUCGGUGGGCUCGGUCACCUCGCCCUCCAGUAUGCGAACCGGUUCGGGUAUCGCGUCGUGGCGCUGUCGCGGGGCGCGCAGAAGGAGGAGUUUGCGCGGAAGCUAGGGGCGCAUGUAUACAUCGAUACCAGCAAGGAAGACCCCGUGGCUGCGUUGCAGAAGCUCGGGGGUGCGGCGCUGAUUGUCUCGACGGCGCCGAGCCCGGAGCUGAUCAACCCGUUGAUUGAGGGUUUGGGCGUAUUGGGGAAGCUGUUGAUUCUGUCGAUCGUGGGCGGAAUUGAGGUCCAUACGGGCUUACUUGUAAGUGAACGCCGGAUUGCCAUCCACCGGACGAAUUCGAUUGUCCGUUCCCUGCUAACCAAUUCCAAGGUCGGCAAAGGGAAAUCCAUCUGGAGCUGGCCCAGCGGCCAUGCCACCGACUCGGAGGAGGCGAUCGCAUUCGCAGAACUGCAGGGAAUCGACUGCCUGGUGGAGGAAUUCCCCCUCGAGAAGUGCAAUGAGGCAUUUGGUAGGUCUUCGUCUACAACCGCGGAUCGGGAGAGAGUCUUUCUUGCUGACUUCACGGGUUUAACAACUACAGCGGCAAUGAUGGAUGGAAGCGUGCGGUUCCGGGCUGUUAUCACGAUGGAGUAA
Aspergillus clavatus NRRL 1 is the source of this 1167-nucleotide messenger RNA. RefSeq names its product alcohol dehydrogenase. The record is from RefSeq and is a predicted model, not a curated record. Bases 1 to 1167 code for a protein of 388 amino acids. Lineage: Eukaryota; Fungi; Ascomycota; Eurotiomycetes; Eurotiales; Aspergillaceae. Gene Ontology annotation, molecular function: oxidoreductase activity. The transcript is spliced from 5 exons.